GGCGGGGUCACGGGACGUGUGGUCAGGACUUGCGGGAGACUGAGCUCAGUCUGUUCAGGAUCGGCGGCGCGGGAGGAGUGAAGUCACAAUGGUUCUGCUCCACGUGCUGUUUGAACAUGCGGCGGGCUACGCCCUGUUUGCGGUGCGGGAGGUGGAGGAGAUCGGCAUGCUGCUGCCGCAGGUGGAGGAGUCUUUGUUGAACAUCGGCAAGUUUAACAGCAUUGUGAAGCUGGCGGCCUUCUUCCCCUUCAAAUCCGCCCACAGUGCCCUGGAGAACGCCAACGCCAUCUCUGAAGGGGUUCUUCAUGAGGACCUUAAACUGUUCCUGGAGACCAACAUGCCGGCCAAGAAGAAGAAAGCGCUGCUUGGUGUGGGGGACGCAAAGAUCGGGGCUGCCGUACAAGAGGAGCUGAAGAUCGCCUGCCAGACCGGCGGCGUGGUGGCCGAGAUCAUAAGAGGGAUCCGGCUUCACUUCCACGCCCUGGUGAAGGGCCUGACCGCCCAGUCGGCCUCCAAGGCUCAGCUCGGUCUGGGCCACAGCUACUCCAGGUCCAAGGUCAAGUUCAAUGUCAACCGGGUGGACAACAUGAUCAUCCAGUCAAUCAGUCUGCUGGAUCAGCUGGAUAAGGACGUAAACACCUUCUCCAUGAGGGUCAGGGAAUGGUACGGCUAUCACUUCCCAGAGCUCAUAAAGAUCGUGCCUGACAAUUACACCUACUGCCGAAUGGCCAAGUACAUCGGGAACCGCAAGGAGCUGUCGGAGGAGAAGCUGGAGGCCAUGGAGGAGAUUGUCAUGGACAGCGCCAAGGCCCAGGCCGUGCUGGAUGCGUCUCGCUCCUCAAUGGGGAUGGACAUCUCACCGAUCGACCUGAUUAACAUCGAGAGCUUCUCCUGCCGCGUCAUCUCUCUGUCCGAAUAUCGGAAGACUCUGCAGGAAUAUCUGCGCUCCAAGAUGAACCAGGUGGCCCCCAGCCUGUCUGCCCUCAUCGGAGAAGUGGUCGGUGCCCGUCUGAUCUCGCACGCAGGAAGCCUUACGAACCUGGCCAAGUACCCGGCGUCCACGGUCCAGAUCCUGGGGGCGGAGAAGGCCCUGUUCAGGGCAUUGAAGACGAAAGGCAACACCCCCAAGUACGGUCUCAUCUUCCACUCCACCUUCAUUGGGCGAGCAGCUGCCAAGAACAAGGGUCGCAUCUCCCGAUACCUGGCGAACAAGUGCUCCAUCGCCUCCCGCGUAGACUGCUUCUCAGAAAUCCCAACGGCAGUGUUUGGUGAUAAGCUGCGGGAGCAGGUGGAGGAGCGGCUGUCCUUCUACGAGACCGGGGAGGUUCCCCGCAAGAACCUAGAUGUGAUGAAAGAGGCGCAGGAGGAGGCCACAAUACUGGUGUCUGAACUGAAGAGGAAGCUGGACAAGAAGGAACGCAAGAAGAAGAAACGAGAGAAGCGGCGCCUGGAGGCCCUGGCUGCUGCUGCCGCUGAAGAGGAAGAGGCUGCUCCUCAAGAGGAGGAGGAACCAAGCAAGAAGAAGAAAAAGAAGAAACGGAAGUCUGAGGGCGACGUCUCUGAGAACGGGGUUGAGGAGGCUGAGGAGCCGACUCCAGCCAAGAAGAAGAAGAAGCUCUCCACCUCUGAGGAGGCGCCGGCCUCCGCACACAAGAAGAAGCUCUCCACCUCUGAGGAGGUGCCGGCCUCCGCGCACAAGAAGAAGCUCUCCACCUCGGAGGAGGCGCCGGCCUCCGCGAAGAAGAAGAAGAAAUCUAAAGUGCAGCAGGAGGAGGAGAGCUGAGGGGGCGGGGCCUCCAGUUACAGACUGUGGGCGGAGCUUUGUGGCGGUGCACACGUCUCCGCCCUUACAUAGGUUUAUUUUUGUUUCUGUACAGAGCAUGUCCGCGGCCCCGUGUCAGGAGCCGCCAUCUGUCCGUUUGUCCAUUCACGGCAAUGUGAACCACAAAACAUUAAAGUUUGUAUAAAAUCAGA
Bufo bufo (common toad) is the source of this 1974-nucleotide messenger RNA. It is a transcript of the gene NOP56, whose product is annotated as NOP56 ribonucleoprotein. The record is from RefSeq and is a predicted model, not a curated record. The transcript has 11 exons. Gene Ontology annotation, molecular function: snoRNA binding. Lineage: Eukaryota; Metazoa; Chordata; Amphibia; Anura; Bufonidae. Bases 89 to 1783 code for a protein of 564 amino acids. Gene Ontology annotation, cellular component: box C/D methylation guide snoRNP complex; small-subunit processome.